GCACACGUAAUUUGCAACACGCAUGCGUACAGGCUAACCCCGCCCCCUUUCCUCUCAGUUCUUCAGCCGCGCAGCGCUUGGCAAGAAUGGCGGCUCUUUUGGAAUCGCUUCUAUCACAGAAAGUGGAUAUUAUUAAGGUGGUGGAGUGGCUAAAGAGUGCAGGGGACGAGGACAAGCUGUCGAUUAGUGAGCUCGGGCUGACAGUUCACAAAGAGGAGUUCGUCCCUUUUCUUUUAAAUUUUCUGAGAGAGCAGAGCAGUCAAGCACUCACCCAUGGCCCCGCCACCCCAGCUAAGACUCCCAGCCGCCCUAGGCCUGCUGCACAGACCCAAGUUUUCUCGGAAAAGAGGGGCUGCAAGUCUGCCAGUGGUGGAAAUGGUACUCGGGCUGCGAGCCGCGUCCAGCUGUUUUCUCCUUCAUUUGUGUCACCUGGACCUGAAGGAUCUCACUGUCUGAGCGGGGUCACUGCCUUCAGCAGCCCCUCCUCUUCUACAACAUGGAGCCCUGCUUCCAGGCCUUCAGGAUCUGAGCGGCGUGGUGGGCAAAGGAUCAUGCUUGGGGACUACAUGGUUUCUCCUCCUGACUUUCAGCACAGCCCUAGCUUCCAGUCCCAGAAAAGCCGCAAGAAGAGUGGUGGCAACAUGUCAUUGGGGGGGCGAGGACGUGGAGGGCAUUAUAUUGAUGAGACUGGGGGGAGGAGAUCAGUAAGAGGAGGAGAAGGGUAUGGUAGGAUAAUUGAGCAGGUUUCACCUCCAUCUGUAGGUCAGCUCAAUUUCAACAACUUGGAGGAGUUCCCUCCUGUUGGCUCCUCACCCAUUUCUCCUGCGGCAUCUAAGCCAACUAGAAGAAUAAACCCGACACCAGUAAGUGCAGAGCGGCCACGCUCUAAACCAAAGACCUGCUUCACUUCCACCCCGUUCAGUAAACCAUCCAGCCCCCUGUCAGGAGUAGUGCCACUCGAGGGGUCGAUGACAGGGGGCAGUUCUCUGAGUCUGCAGGAAGAAAGGGAAUUGCUUAAAAAGGAAAAGACAAAGCGUGCCCAGCAGGUCGGCUCUCCUCAGCCGUCUUCUUUGGAACCAUGCACCCCUACCAAGACAGUGCUUAAAACAGGAUCUAAAGUUACACCAGAACAACAGACAACUUGUCCUGAACCAUCCAAAGUCACUUUCUCCUUGGAACUGGAUCUUUUGGUUGAGCUGUAUAGUACCUGCAUCUCUGAAAACCUCGUACCAAACAUUUUCCUGGAGCUCUUCUUUGUGAUGCAGUUACUAACGUCUCGGUCCCCUCACACUCAUGACGAUGAACAGGAAAGUUUGUGUGCAGCUCAUUCACACUCAGAUAUUCUCGAAAGAUGUUAUUUAAGACCAGUACACAAUUGUGUGUAUUUUGCAGUGAAGGUCCUGGAGAAUCAGUUUCAGUUGGUAGCUCAUUUGGACAAGUGCACAUUGCGACUGCUGGCAGAGAAUGAACGGGUGGCAUCUUUCUCUCCACAUCUCAGGGACUUACUCACUCAGGCCCAAGAUAAAAGCACGGCCAAGCUCUCUCCUUCAGUGUCCACUUUCAUCCACUCGGUCCCUUUCCAACCUGAUACUGACAACCGGUCCAACUUUAGCAGUGACAAGGCUUUCCACAUCUUCAAAAAACAGAGAGAUAUUUUUUAUGAGGUGCUGAGAGAGUGGGAGGACUUUCACAAGGAACCCGGGUGGAAUUUUGACACUGCACUUGGAAAUAGGAUCAGAGGAAUGAUGAGUCAGAUGACUUCUGCAGGAAAUCAUUCUCAUUUUGCGCGUCUGUUCCUGAAGCAGCUUAUUCAGAUGUGUAAAGGUCCCCGAGUGAACAGCACUUCUGGAGAUGCUCCUGAUGCUGACUUGUUAGGCAUGUUGGGAGCUGAGGGUCUGGGGCGCCUGAAGCGUCUUGAAGAGCGUCUCAUUCAGCCUCACGGAGUUGUUGGCCCGUGCUCACCUCCAUCUUUUCCUGGUUACCAAGAGUUCUUCAGGGACUUCCUGCAGGCUGCUAGCUGCUGCCAGCUGAACCAGCACCUGCAGGAUAGCUUGUGCCAGCAGCUACUCCAGCUGGACGAGGUGUCCAUCCUGAGCCCUCCUGCUUCCAUCUGUGAGCGGGACAAAGAGGAGGAGGAGGAAGAUGGAGACAUGGAGCAGCAGGACGAGAAGCAGCGGUUCUCCUCUGUGUUGCUCCUAGCUCGUCUUCUAGCAAAGUUUCUGGGAUUCAUUUCCUUUCUGCCUUACCAAACAUCCGAGAAGCCGUCCAGAGAAAUACAGGAUACUGCUAUAGCCCUGCGCAGCAAGAGUGUUCCAGUGCUAGAUGUGUGUGCUGUGUUGAGAAACAGUAUAAGGAGAAGGCACACCAUCCUCACUGUUCCCUGGCUGGUGGAGUUCCUCUCCAUGCUAGACUUUAUCGGCCCUCGGCUGCUCUGCUACAGGACCACAUUGGGCACACUGCUUCUCCUAUAUAGGAAACUGGUUCUUGAUCGAUGUGAAGAAAUGUGUUACCUAAAUAAGCUACUGAUGGUGUCAGUAUUAGGCUGGCUCUUUCAGAUUCCAGUGAUUCCAGAGGAUAUUUUCUUCACUAGUGAGUUUACUGAGGUUGCCAAGGUGGAAGAAAGCGACAUAAAUGUGGCAGGGCUUGACUGUAUUCCUCUGGUGGAUCAGCAGCUUCUUUAUACUUGUUGUCCAUUUCUUGGUGAAUUUCGUAAGCUUUUGGCUGCCUUUGUGUCCGGAAGCACAGCCAAGAGCGGAGGAAUUAUCCGCAAGAUUACUCCCACGUCUGCUGAGCUCAAGGACACGCCAGCAGCUCACAGGUCACAGCAGAAACUGCAGGUGGACCUCGAGCAAGCCUUCUUUCACAACCAGCCUCCAUCGUUACGUCGCACUGUGGAAUUUGUAGCUGAGAGGGUUGGAUCCAAUGCUGUCAAGCAUAUGAAGGCUACCUUAGUAAAUGAGUUGGUGGGACGAGGAGAAAAGAUGCUGAGAGACGGACUGGGGUCGCCAAACUCAAAUCCAUCAAAACUGAAUGACUCCAUUUGUGCUCAAUUGUGUGAUGCGGGAUUGGAGGCUUUGGCAAGAGCCACCAGAUUUUGCUGUGAGAAGAGCCCUGAAGCCAUACGAAUAUUGCUCCCUCAUGAGACUUCGCCUACUGUACUCGCCACUUCGGAAAACAUCACCAAACGUCUUGCAACAGAAAAAGCCUGCAGCUGGCUUUCGGCUAACAUUACAGCACUCGUAAGACGGGAGUGGAAGAGCAGGUAUGACCGCGUGAUGAAGGCUCUUGGUAGUCCACCUGCUCCAGACUCUGAUGUGGACAGAACUGUGGCUGAGCUGGUCCCUCAGGAAAAGUCACAAACUCCCAAGAGGAAACAAGGAAGUGAGAGAGUGGUGUCCUGUCCUCCCCACUGUGACCACAGUGCUUCACUGCCCUCUGACAUCAUCGUUGAAAUGAAGGAACUGCUGAGCAUCGCUGUUGGCCCGAGGACGGAUAAGGAGCUGCCGACUGGCUCUCAGCUCCUAACACUGCUGCAAAAAGUGGGAGAAACAUUAUCCUGCAGAAAGUUUUUGAAUGUACUGUCAGAGCAGAUGCUUCUGAACUGUAGUGUCCUACUGGCCUGCAAACUGGUGUCGGCAGAGCUCCCGGUGCUGCCUCUGUCAGAGUGCAGCGGACGUGGCGGGGAUGCUGUUGGUAAUGGUUCAGGGUCAGAGCCUCCUGUCACAGCGCUGCUGGAGCAGCUCGCUGAGCUGUGGGAGAAAGACAGCUGUUCCUCCGCCCCCAUCCACCUGCUCUUUACCCCACUUACAGUCACCGCUGUGCUGAAGGCCAGCGACACAGAGAGGAAGAACUACCGGUUUGUAAUUGGAAGACUGGUGGACAGAGGGUUAUUGAGUGAAGAAGAGGUCAAAUCCCAUUGGAAGAAGCUAACAGAACUGGCCUUACCUGUGGAGCAGAUAGCGAAUUUUCAGCUGAAGUUAAAGACCGUGAAACCCGUCUCACCUCUGGCUGAGUUACAAAGCCACAUGGACAUUCUGCAGGUCUCACAUCAGACAGUAGAGGGAGCUACAUGACAGCAAUAGUACUAUCCAGUUUCCCCGCCGCAAUUGUGUUUUCGCCACAGUGUUUAAUGUAACAUCUGCUUGUGUUGUUCAAGAGGUACACAGUUCUGAGUGACUUCUUUUUGCUGACUAGCUUUCUGCUUCACAGACCGUCAAAGAGAGUCAACAGUCAGCUUUUGCAAGCCUCAGGCUUAGGUUCUGUAGCUGCAAACCGAGAACUAAGGUGCCAAGUAGAACCAGAAAACCCCGUCAGUCAGGGGUAGCAUCUAUGGACCACACAAUCUCAUCUUAGAUCCAAAGGAAUUUCCUGCAGGCAAACCUGGAUUGAUGCUUGUGUCUUUAGGCAAACAAUAAACAAAAGAUCGAGACGAUGCAUAGUUUGGAGUCAUAGUAGAUUCACACUUAAGACUGAAGAAGACUGGGCAAUGAAAUGGGGAAUUUUUGCAUUUAAAAAAAAAAAAAAUUGCGUAAUUAAUAUUUAUCACGUAAAAUCUAUAACAAAUACUACAAGUUUCAAAAUUAGAAAAGUCACGUUUGUGUAAGACACAUUGUUGUCUUCAUUUCAGUAUAGCACUUUCACUCUGCUGUUGACCGCUUCACUAGUGACUGCGUUUCUUUCAUAAAUGCAAGCAUUUGUGAUCAUGUUUUUGUUCAUGUUGAACAAGCGCCCUACUCCCUGCUGCUUUUAAACUGAUAUUCUUUUUAAUGUUGCCGCAUAGUUUAAAUUCUAAAUGACAACGAUGUAUUCAGAUUUAAGUGCUUAUUGUGUAUUGUCAUGUUUGCAAUGAGUAACAUACAAUUUCGUAAUGAAAAAGAAAAUAAAGUUUAUCAGCUUGAAUAA
Molecule: messenger RNA, 4902 nt
Organism: Pundamilia nyererei
Lineage: Eukaryota; Metazoa; Chordata; Actinopteri; Cichliformes; Cichlidae
Gene: cdan1
Product: codanin 1
Exons: 28
Coding region: 87-4073 (1328 amino acids)
Biological process (GO): chromatin organization
Cellular component (GO): nucleus
Source: RefSeq, a predicted model, not a curated record